Pieris brassicae (large cabbage white) is the source of this 2580-nucleotide messenger RNA. Its product is annotated as putative inorganic phosphate cotransporter. The coding region runs from base 139 to 1611 and encodes 490 amino acids. Gene Ontology annotation, molecular function: transmembrane transporter activity. The transcript is spliced from 8 exons. The record is from RefSeq and is a predicted model, not a curated record. Lineage: Eukaryota; Metazoa; Arthropoda; Insecta; Lepidoptera; Pieridae. Gene Ontology annotation, biological process: transmembrane transport; monoatomic anion transport.
CGCGCUUAAUUGCAGGCUGCGCGGGAGUUGCGAAUGACGAACGCGUAGUGAAAGAUCGAUCUAAUCGAUCUGAUUUAAUUCGAUAAAUACUGUUGUGAUUACGGUUAUAGUGCUGUUCGAAAAUUGUGAAAAAUAAUCAUGUUGACCGGGUGGCAGUUGUUAUUGUCAAAAUUUUUUAUUAUCCCACAACGAUGGGUAAUGGCCAUCAUGGGAUUUCUGGCGGUGGCGAACGCAUACACAAUGCGUGUCUGUCUGAAUAUAGCCAUCACACAGAUGGUCAGGCGGCAUGCACCUUCAUCGGCGUAUGAAGAUGGAUCCUGUCCUGCUGAAGUUGAGGAAGCUCUAUCCGAUGCUUCUGAAAUCAGUGGAUACAAUUGGGAUGAAGAGACUCAAGGCAUUAUUUUGAGCGCAUUCUACUACGGAUACAUAGUAACGCACUUACCCGGUGGAAUGUUAGCUGAGAGAUUUGGCGGGAAAUACUCGCUUGGGUUUGGAGUACUUAGUACAGCUAUUUUUACUCUACUCACACCAUGGACUGUGAAUAUAGGCGGCGCUACGGGCCUUAUUAUUUUACGAGUCUUGGAAGGACUCGGGGAGGGUACAACGUUCCCCGCAUUAAAUGCAAUGCUUGCGCGAUGGGCUCCAGUAUCUGAGAGAGGAAGAAUGGGUUCCCUUGUGUUUGGAGGAGCUCAAAUAGGAAAUAUUGCUGGAACAUAUUUCUCUGGAUUGGUCAUUAAAGAGACUGGUGACUGGGAGUCUGUAUUCUAUCUCUUCGGCAGUAUUGGAAUAUUGUGGUUCAUUUUAUGGGCUCUACUUUGUUACAAUGACCCUGAAUCUCAUCCAUACAUAUCUGACAAAGAGAAGAAAUACCUGGAAGAAGCACUUGGUAGACAUCGUAAUAGCCAGCCUUCAGCUAUUCCGUGGAAAGCAAUUUUUAUGUCCGUUCCGCUAUGGGCUCUUGUGUGUGCACAGAUCGGCCACGAUUACGGCUAUUUCACAAUGGUCACGGACUUACCAAAAUAUAUGACCGGCGUCCUGAAAUUCGACAUUCACCGAACGGGAACGUUGGCUGCUUUACCUUAUAUUGUGAUGUGGAUAAGCUCAAUCAUAUUCGGCUGGCUGUGUGAUAAGAUUGUGAAGAGGCAAUGGAUGACUGUGACUAAUGCUAGGAAGACUUUUACGACAAUCGCGUCUGUCGGCCCCGGUAUCUGCAUGAUCCUAGCGUCAUACUCCGGCUGUAAUACUGAGGCAGUUGUCAUAUUAUUCACGGCUUCGAUGGGUCUUAUGGGGGCCUUUUAUCCAGGAAUGAAAGUGAACGCUCUCGACCUCAGCAGUAACUACGCUGGUACCAUAAUGGCCAUUGUGAAUGGUAUCGGAGCUAUUACAGGAAUUAUAGCGCCUUUCUUGGUUGGACUUUUGACACCUGAUAGCACUCUCGUACAAUGGCGUCUAGUAUUUUGGAUCACCCUAGCGGUAUUUAUCGUUACGAAUUUAGUAUUCGUGGCAUGGGCAUCCGGCGAUGAACAAUGGUGGAACAGCACACCCCAAGAAGCGAGAAAGCAGACGGAUGCCUCAGGGUCCGUUAAUACUGAAGUUAAAACUCAGGCGUAGGUUAAUUAGUUAUAGUGUCCAAAGAGUUCGGAAAACAAAUUAUCGUGAAAAUAUUAUACACAACAAUAUUAAUAAUUUUAUAUAAACAUUAUUGAAGUUUAAGUUAAGCUUUGAAUUCGUAUGAAACUUAAUAAAAAUCAUGCUAAAUAACAAUCAGAAAAAUAUAUACUAAAAAGUCUUGUUCACUGAGCUCUUUGGAAUAGAUAUAAUUAGUACAAAAUUAUUGUAAACAUUGAUUCUUUCUGAAUACCAAAACGUAAUUUUCACCAUACGUAAGCACCGUAUCUAAAACCAAUUACAAGUCAUAAAUACUAAUCGUCAAUUACGGCAGAUGUACUAUAGAAAACAACAACGACUGUUCAUUAGUAAAGAUAUUGGAACCAAGCGUUAGCGAGUGAUCGUUACGUUUUACGUACAACCCGUCAUCCAUACGUUUUGGAGUUCAGUAAGAAUCGACCGCCAGUGAUGUGAUAGUAAAUUAUGAUUAGAAAUUAAUAGGAAAUAUUGAAAUUGCAAAGCGAUUGUUACAUGUGAAAUUUGUUUUAAUAUAUAGGGGAUAUAAAACAAAAGUGGAACGAGUCAUUUCAUAUGAUUGUGAUUGUUCAAACGGGAACACGGAACGUCAUUAGAUUAGUGAAGUUGACCAAUCAAACAAAACGCGCUAUCGUCUUUUGUUUAAGACUUUCACUACCAGGGUUUCAUUCAUACAUAAACCAUCUUUUUUAUACUAUUUUAAAUCAGAAUUGUAGUUUUCAAAUUCUAUUAAUCAGUGUAAAAGGGCUGAUUCAGUUUAAUGAAUGAAGUUGUUGUUAUACCUUUAUACUUUAUGGGUUACUGUCGAAAAUUGUAAUAAAAAGUUGUUAUCAUUAAAUGUUAUGUAGUUUGAGGCUUGUUACUUUUAAAUAAUACUGAUACAUGGUAGACGUUUUCGUCUUUUAUAUAACUCGUAUUCCUCUCGCUACAUUGUAC